Sceloporus undulatus (fence lizard) is the source of this 1777-nucleotide messenger RNA. It is a transcript of the gene ACTL7A, whose product is annotated as actin like 7A. Gene Ontology annotation, cellular component: nucleus; cytoplasm. The coding region runs from base 1 to 1224 and encodes 407 amino acids. The record is from RefSeq and is a predicted model, not a curated record. NCBI's taxonomy places the organism in Eukaryota, Metazoa, Chordata, Lepidosauria, Squamata, Phrynosomatidae. The transcript has a single exon.
AUGUCAAGUAGAGGAAGUUCAAGUUCUGUCUCUGCACCAUCAAAGAGAGGAACAGUAGCUAGGAGCAGCACCAAGCACAGAGAGGAAAAGGAAUCAGCUCCAAGGAGGAUAGUGAAAGAAACUAGAGCUGUUGUCAUAGAUAUUGGUACUGGCUACUGUAAAUGUGGUUUUGCAGGAGAACCUAAGCCAGCCCAUGUGGUCUCAUCUACUGUAGGUAAGCAUUUCCAGGAAACUGCGAAAACAGGAGAUAACAGGAAGGAAACCUUUGUUGGUAAAGAACUUCAAGAUGCAACAAUACCCUUGAAGCUUGUCAACCCUUUGAGACAUGGAAUAAUAGUGGACUGGGAUUCCAUUCAGGAUGUAUGGGAAUAUCUUUUCCAUAAGGAGAUGAGGAUUCGGCCUGAGGAACAUGCAGUUCUGGUAUCAGAUCCUCCACUGAGCCCUACCACCAACCGAGAAAAAUAUGCAGAAAUGCUCUUCGAAACCUUUGGCACCCCUGCCAUGCACAUUGCUUACCAGUCUAGACUGUCAAUGUAUUCCUAUGGAAAGACAUCAGGUCUUGUCGUGGAGAGCGGCCAUGGUGUCUCCUAUGUGGUUCCUAUUUAUGAAGGCUAUACUAUGCCUAGCAUUACAGAAAGGGUAGACUAUGCUGGAUGGGAUGUCACUCAGUAUUUGAUGAAGCUAUUAAAUGAAUCUGUAAAAUUGUUCACAGAGAAACACUGGCAUGUCUUGGAAGAUAUCAAAGAGAACUAUUGCUUCACUUCACUGGAUUUUCCACAGGACUCGUCUCUGCCUUCCAGGAAGCAUGAGAUUGAGUAUGAACUACCUGAUGGGCAGACCAUCAUUCUUGGCAAAGAGAGGUUCAUGUGUACCGAAAUGCUCUUCAAACCCUCCUUGAUAAACUCCCAGCAGCUGGGGCUUCCUCUUUUGACCAUGACUUCUCUGAAUAAAUGUGAUGUCGCCCUCAAAAAGAACCUGAUGAGCAACAUCUUGUUGUGUGGGGGCUGUACCAUGAUCAAGGGCUUUGCUGACCGCUUCCAGAGAGAGCUGGUUCGAAUGUGUCCAAAUGAUAAUCCCAUUUCAUCCGCUUCGCCUGAAAGGAAAACAUCAGUAUGGACCGGAGGCUCCAUCCUGGCAUCCCUCAAAGCGUUCCAACAGCUCUGGGUUCACAGGAGAGAAUACGAAGAACGAGGUCCUUUUUACAUCUACAGGAAAUGUUUCUGAGCUCCUGAAGUGACUGAGUCUGUUCCUUUUAGCCAAAAUCUGCUCAGCUGGAUCCAGACUAAUCAAAGAAGUUUCACACUUUCUUUCCCCCUUGUACUCGCCAGAAUAUUACUUGGUCUGUGAACACUGAUGAAUGGUUUACUUGCUGUUCUCCCUCUAUUAAAAGCUCCUAGUUGUAGCUGCACAAUGUUAGCAAAGUGGUUUUCCAUUGCUUGUUGUAAGGGACAGACAGAAAAGAGAACAAAGUGGUAAAUGGGUAAGACCUUUCUAUCAGAUUAUCCUUUACCAAUACCUUUCAUGGACUAACCCUCAUUUAAAUAAAUAGGAAUAACAUUUGAAUAGACAUAUUAGAUUGCAUUAUUACUCUCACUUGAGACAUGGGAUUUUAUUGCAGUGAACAUGGGUAGGGUCAGGUUGCCCUUCUGUCUUGUAAGCAGAACAGCAGGAAGGGUAGCAGAGAUAACAUGAAGCACUAUUUCCAAAGGUGAGUACAGGUUGAGUCCCCCUUACCUGAAAUACUUGGCACCAGAAGUAUUUUGGAUCUUGGAAUAUU